AUAUCACAAACCAUCCAAGGGACUGUCAAAUUAUCGGAGAUCAAGACCCAAGAAAAAUUGAUAAAUGAUGCUUCAAUACGAUUUUAGCUAGUGACUCAACUCCGUCAUCUCUCUCCCAUUUCGGCGAGCUCAUCAAUCAUGGCUUCCGAAUCUAGGCGACCACUCUACAAAGGGCCACUUCUCGCUCCCAAACGGGAAUCAUGGAGUCAAUCCUACACAGUGAAUCCUAUAUCAAAGGACCACGUUGUAAUAUGGAGUGGAAAGAGCAAUAGAGUCCCUGUCAUCGAGUUCUCAUCAGGAACUGUCCCAAUGCCUUUCUUGGAUCCGGCGAUUAUCAUGCAGCGUGUCCGAGAACAGAAGGAAUGGAAAGCAAAGCAGGAUCGAGAGAACAUCGUCGAGGGCUCGUCGCAAGGGGGGUGAAGAGAUUUGGGAGUCCAUUUCAGUAUGGCAACGUCACGUGAUCAUACUCCAGAUGCUGGGUUUAGUAAUCUCUUGUGCUCAUCUUUGAAGGCAUCACCAUAUUCGAUCGCCACGCUGCGGCUGGCUGAAGUCAAAAUUCAUCGUGAGCUUCAAAAGAUCAACGAAGCAGUGGUUUGAUGAUUCCGUGGCGUCUGCAGAAUUACAUAUUCCGACGAUCACAUGGGGUACUUGUCGAUCAACGUCAAGGCCACACCAAACCAAAUGUACCCCGCCUUUGUGUUCCGAUCUUUUCGAUUCGGAUUCCACUCUGUUUCUAGCGUCGAAUCGUGGCGUUCUCGUGGAUGGCAUACUUGCUUUCAUUCCGAAAGUUCAGUGGUACAGAUUCGAUAACUCGACAGCCGGGGGACUUUGAGGGACAGAACGAGGGGUCUGUGUAACGACGAUGUAUCUCACCGCCAAGUUUACGUGCAG
Messenger RNA from Cadophora gregata, 891 nucleotides. RefSeq lists its product as uncharacterized. The coding region runs from base 139 to 420 and encodes 93 amino acids. The transcript has 2 exons. NCBI's taxonomy places the organism in Eukaryota, Fungi, Ascomycota, Leotiomycetes, Helotiales, Ploettnerulaceae. The record is from RefSeq and is a predicted model, not a curated record.